AUGAAGAUAAUGAGCCUCCUGUGGACCAAGAGCUUUCUCUUCCUCAUGUCCAUCCCAUGCCUCUGCUCCAGCCAGCCCUCACCUCCUCCGUUACGUUUCUCUGCUUUCCUGGACCACUCAAACCUGGUCUUCAUGAGCUGGGACCAUGAUGCAGAGGAAAUUAUGACCUUUGAGCUCCGGGUCAACACUAUUGGCUGGGUGGCAUUUGGAUUCAGCCGUCAUGGAGAGUUGUCUGGGUCUGACAUUGUGAUCGGGGGCGUUUUCCCCAAUGGCAGCAUCUAUUUCUCUGACUGGCAUGCUGUGGAUGAAGAAAAUCUCGAGGAGGACAAGAGCCAGGACUACCAGCUGCUGUCACUAACAGAGGAUGAGACCUUCACCACCAUGAGGUUCAAACGCUACUUCCAGACAUGUGACCCAAAUGACCUGGAUAUCACGGGUGACACCGCACGCCUGAUUUCUGCUUUUGGCACUGAUGACGCAGUCCAGUUCUCCAAAGGCCAAAGAUUCCUUAAAUCUCUUUUUCUAAUGCGGGUCAUAAGCCCAACUGAAUUGAAUGACCCCAAAAUAUUCUUCACCUAUGAUCUGAAGCUAAAUAACUUCCCCAUCCCAGUUGAUGAAACCACAUAUGCCUGCACCUUUAUCCCACUGCCCAUCCUUAAGCAGAAGCACCACAUCUACAAGUUUGAGCCCAUAAUAACAACCCACCAGAACAGAUCGAUGGUUCAUCACAUUCUGGUCUAUGCCUGUGGCAAUGGCAGUGUGUUACCCACAGGCAUCAGCGAUUGUUAUGGGGCCAAUCCAGAUUUUGCCCUGUGCUCCCAAGUGGUUGUGGGCUGGGCUGUUGGAGGAGGGUCCUACCAGUUCCCAAAUGAAGCUGCAAUCUCCAUAGGCACACCUAUGGAUCCUCAAUACAUCCGGCUGGAAAUCCACUACAGCAAUUUUGACUUGAUACCAGGAUUAAUUGACAACUCAGGGAUACGACUCUACUACACCCCGGACCUGCGGCCAUAUGACAUGGGGGUGCUACAAACAGGGGUGUUCACCUUCCCUGUCCAUUUCAUUCCCCCUGGAGCAGAUACCUACAAAUCCUAUGGACUAUGUAAAAGCAGUCAGUUCAAUGAGAUGAAUGGGACAACUGUGCCAGAUCUGAACGUGUUUGGCUUCUUGCUGCACACUCAUCUGGCUGGGAGAGGACUGAAAGUUGUUCAGUACCGGAAUGGUGAGCAGGUGAGGAUCAUCUGUGAGGACAAUAAAUAUGACUUCUCCCUGCAGGAAACACGGGACUUGAAGGAGGUCAUCACCAUCAAAGUGGGAGAUGAGAUCCUAGUGGAGUGUAACUUUCAAACUUUGGAUAGGACGGAGAUCACCUUUGGUGGGCCAAGUACCUUGAAUGAGAUGUGCCUGGCAUUCCUCUUCUAUUACCCUCGCAACAACAUCUCCAGCUGCAUGGGCUACCCAGACAUCCAGCAGAUUGCCCACGCACUUGGCCAGGAGGCCUCAGAUGCGAUGGAAGGAAUGAUUGCCAUGAACUAUGUCGAAUGGAACAAUGAAACCAUCAAGAAUGCAGAGAAAGCAGCCAAGGAGGCUAAUCAAACAGUCAUGAUUAAAACCAUAGAUGAGCUACAGAAAAAUGAGAGUGGUAUAAUCCGGGAUAUUAUGAUUUCAGAGAGUGGUCUCUGCCAUGACAUUUCUGGACACCUCGGAGUGCGGGGUUCCCAAGUCACAGCAAACCUCCAGGGGCCUGCAGAUAUGAUUUCCCAGGCUCUCAGCACUGCAGAGAUCUUGCCUCUUCCUCUCCUGUUGCUGACACAAUUGGCAUUCACCUGGCUUCUCACUUCCUACCAGUGUAGAAUUUGA
Gopherus flavomarginatus (Mexican gopher tortoise) is the source of this 1857-nucleotide messenger RNA. Its product is annotated as putative DBH-like monooxygenase protein 2. Gene Ontology annotation, molecular function: dopamine beta-monooxygenase activity; copper ion binding. The transcript is spliced from 13 exons. Gene Ontology annotation, cellular component: secretory granule membrane. Gene Ontology annotation, biological process: norepinephrine biosynthetic process; octopamine biosynthetic process; dopamine catabolic process. The record is from RefSeq and is a predicted model, not a curated record. Bases 1 to 1857 code for a protein of 618 amino acids. Lineage: Eukaryota; Metazoa; Chordata; Testudines; Testudinidae.